This is a messenger RNA of Helicoverpa zea (corn earworm), 4288 nucleotides long. It is a transcript of the gene Pex23, whose product is annotated as tectonin beta-propeller repeat-containing protein. Bases 373 to 4176 code for a protein of 1267 amino acids. The transcript is spliced from 6 exons. Gene Ontology annotation, molecular function: carbohydrate binding. Lineage: Eukaryota; Metazoa; Arthropoda; Insecta; Lepidoptera; Noctuidae. Gene Ontology annotation, cellular component: membrane. The record is from RefSeq and is a predicted model, not a curated record.
AUAAGAACAUCUCUAUCCACUGUACCGCUUGUCAAGAGAAAAUAAAAAACUAAGAUCCGUCAUCAGCUGAAAUUUGACAGUUGACAAUCAAAAACACGAACAAAACUGGAUUUGCGUGCGGUUUUGCCUUUUCGCAGAAUAAUUAUCUGAUCUUCAGCUGUGUUAAGCAGCAAUUAUAUAUUACACCCAUAUUAUGACGGUAAUUGGAAAGACAAGGUGAGUUGUUAAAACCCUAAAAAGUUGAAACACUGAUCGAAGCCAAAGAGAAACAUCAAGCUAAAUGAUCUCGGAGCUAAACAUAAGAAUGAAAUUUCAUAAAUAAAUAACAGCUUGCAGUAUUUUGCUACGCUGUAUAGAAAGCAAUAGUACAUAAUGUCUAGCAAUUCCCUAUUGUUUUCUAUUAACAACGAGGGUAAGGUUUACGCCUUGUCAACAAGUGGGUCAUGUUGGCGAGAAUUCAUGUAUUUGGGUUUAGAAUUUAAGACAUUGUCAGCUGUACCACAUUUCCUUUGGGCUGUCGGAGGUGACCGACAAAUCUAUCUGCAUGUUCACGGCUUAGAAAUACCUAUACGAGUCAAAGAAGAAUCCUAUGAAAAUGAAAGAUGGUUACCUUUAGAGGGAUUUAGUGGUAGACUGCUUCCCACAGACAGAUAUCAUUUCUCAUCUCAAGAUGGUACAAAAGAUAGAUCUAUUGAUCGCAUUAGACUACCAUCUAUGGCCUGGCAGUGGGAAGGUGAUUGGCAACUGGAAUUAACACUAGAUGGUCAACCUUUGGAUCAUGAUGGCUGGACUUAUGCAGUUGAUUUUCCAGCACAGUUUGGUCCUUCAAAACAGUGGAAGUCAUGUGUGAGGAGAAGAAAAUGGAUAAGGUACAGAAAAUUCAGUGCUAUGAAUUCAUGGUGUGCUAUUGCUCCGCUACACAAGGAUCCAACACAAGAACCAUUCAUAGAUGUCAGCAUUGGGGGCAACCAAAUUCCAUAUGCUUCCCCUGGAACAUUAUCAGUCUGGGCUAUAACUGCUCAUGGACGUGUAAUGUAUAGAGCUGGUGUCAGUACUACUUCUCCUGAAGGAUUGAAAUGGAUUAACAUUAGCAUUCCACCAAACUGUGAUAUUAAACAGAUUUCUGUUGGGCCUACGGGCUUAGUAUGGGCUCUGUUGUGGACUGGUAGAGCUAUUAUUAGAAAGGGUAUAACUAAAGACUGUCCAACUGGUGAAGGGUGGAUGGAAGUCAAGUCUCCCAAUGACACUAAACUUGUGUCACUGUCAGUUGGUUAUAAUGCAAUUUGGGCUGUGAGUUCUGAUACAAGAGUGUGGUUCAGAAAAGGUAUUGAUGGAAAUUCAGCUGGGAACUCUGAAGGAGCAGCUAUGGGUAGUGGAUGGUUAGAAAUCACAGGACAUAUGAGUUAUAUUUCAGUGGGCAUCAACGAUCAAGUAUUUGCUAUUGGAGAUACAGAUAAAUGUAUUUAUUGGCGAAGUGGUAUCACCCCUUCUGAACAAACUGGUAAAAGAUGGAGAAUGGUUCAAGCAAAUAUGCAACUUAGCCGUACAUCCAGCUCAGCAAGUGUUGUGUCUUCAACAUCAAAUGCCAAACAUCAUAGUCUAAACAUGCUUAAUGAAACAACAACAGAACUCAAGUCUAAUAUAAAUUUGCACAAUUCCUGGGAAGAAUCGCACUCUGCUCCAAUUGAACAUACACUACCCAUAAAACCAAAAGAAGCUCGACAAAAACGGAAUGAACAAGUUGAAAAUAUUGAUUAUACAGGAAAAAGUUAUGAAACAACAUUAAAAAACCCAAGAGCCUGGAGUCCAGUAAGAAGUGUGGGCUCUGUUGUAGGUAUGGAAGCUCAGCCUGACAGUGACAGUAGUGUCUUUGAUGUUGACUCUGGAAUGUUUUUUGAUGAUGAGAUCAGCCAGACUGCUUGGGGCACUUGUGAAACAACUUGGGCGUUUGUAGAAGCUGGGGCUUGUUCAGUAGAUGUGAUGCAGGUGCCUCAUUGGUUUACAGACUCACAUAAUGCUUUUAACAUGGAUCUCACCUCUAAAUGGCGCAUUCAAAUUUUGGAAAAUCUUAAAACCAGAAACAACAAUGCAACACUGGAUCUGUCUAAUUAUGGCGUAGCCGUGGAAGAAAAAGGUUGGACACGAAGCUGUGAGUCAAGACUUAUUAAUGCCAAUCACUCUAGUGAGGAUUGUAUAUUAUCUUUGUAUUGGCAUGACUUAGAAAAUAUAGGAACUCUAUCUGUUUUUCAACCAGAUGGUACCAUAAAAUUUAUUCUUAAUCUGGGUGAAGUAACCAGUGUUAUAACAUCAUCAGAACCUGGAAGCCCUAGAAUAACCCUGUCUGUUCCACGUCAAAAUAAGAAUCCUAUUAAAGUUCAAUUUAUAUCAGAAAUGGAACAAGAAGAAUGGUUUAAUGUUUUAGUCGAUAUUACAUCACAGAUCAAUGGGGUUACUGGUAAACCAUCUGCUAAUUCAGUAUGGGCAAUCUCUAGCUCUGGAGAUAUACUAAACUGGGACCCAAUGCCAGCAAAACUGAAUACUGCAAAUAAUGGCAAGUAUGUUAAGGAAUUUCAGGUCUUUGGAAAAGACAUUGUAUCUGGUUUCACAACACCUUUGCAUAACAACUUUCCACCAGGCAGCACACUCAAGAUUACAGGGUGUUUACAUGAUGAAAUCAACAGAUUUCAUAUCAACUUAGAAGGUCCAGAAAUAAAAAAACAGAGACACAAAAUUGAAACUGAAGUGACUGAAAUACCUUUGCACUUUAAUAUGAGAUUUGAAGAAAGAACUGUGGUGUGUAAUUCAAAAAUAUUUGGUAGUUGGGGAGUAGAAGAAAGACAUGACCUACCCUUGUCUCCUGGACAAGAGUUUAGCAUAACACUAAUUUGUGAUCUCAAUGCUUAUAAAAUUCUGGUUAAUGAUAAACUUUAUUGCUUCUUUGAGCACAGACUUAGCCCUAAAACUGUAACAUCGGUAACCAUAAAAGGACCAUUGAAGCUUUUUUCAAUGGAAUAUUCAACAACCAAUGCUAUUAUUGGAUCUGAAGAGAUGUAUUGGAGAAUUAUAGGAGGCUAUUUACGAAGAGUGGAGUCUUGCCAAAAUGGUAUAGUUUGGGGAAUAUCUCACGAUCAUAGAGUAUGGGUGUACACAGGAGGAUGGGGAGGAGGUAUUCUUAAGGGCAUAGGCAGCAAAGAAGGCAUUAAUUCCAUGACAGAUACCCAAACUUACUGUGUAUACGAAAACCAGAGAUGGAAUCCACUAUCUGGAUAUACCUCAACUGGAUUGCCAACUGAUCGUUAUAUGUGGAGUGACGUAACUGGUAAACACAAAAGAACUCGAGAACACACUAAACUGCUAAAUCGCCAUUGGCACUGGAUAUCCGAAUGGAUGAUAGACUACAAUACGCCUGGUGGUGUUGACUCCGAUGGAUGGCAGUAUGCAACUGAUUUCCCAGCGCCAUAUCACGGCAAAAAAAUAUUCACGGAUUGCGUCCGUCGGCGGAGGUGGUACAGAAAAGCUCAAAUUAUUACGGAAGGUCCUUGGAUACGAGCUGGAAGUACUGCAUUGCUGGACAUUUCUAUUUGGGCCGACGGCGACGAGGCGUCAGUCUGGGCGAUAACUUUAGCUGGUGACGCUAUUUAUCGAACUGGAGUUACACUUGCAGCACCCACGGGUGUGCAUUGGGAACACGUUAACAAUCCACAAUCAUUGAUAGCUAUUAGCACUUGCAAUAAUAUAGUUUGGGUAGUUGGUCGAAAGGGGGAGCUUUAUUACAGAGAAGACAUAACUAAAGAGAAUCCAUCUGGAAGUAACUGGAAAUUAAUAGAAACACCCAAAUGCAGCUACCCUUAUAACCACAAAAGCGGCGCGGGCGCCAAAGCCGUAUCGUUGACCAAGACAGCGGCGUGGGUAUUACUCGCAAAUGGUGCUAUUGCUGUUAGAACAGACAUUUCUAAAACUCGUCUGGAUGGCAAAGAAUGGAAGCAUUUAACAGAAUGCGACUUGACUUUCAAACACGUGUCGGCUGAAGAGCAUGAAGUGUGGGCAGUCACUACUGAUGGAGUUCUUCAGCGACGUCUGGGUAUAACAGCAGAUAAUGUUGUUGGAUCAGUUUGGCAGCCGGUUUUAUCAGGCAGCUUAGUUCACGUGUCCGCUAGGGGAGGUUGUUUGCUGUAAAGUCAUCGUUAUCGUCAUUGACAUCAACUAUUAUUUUUACCUCUUUGACACACGAACCAAUUUUUGUCGCAAGAAACACAAAUAUUUAAAUAUAAGCUACGUGUCCAUCAAA